AUGCCAGAAGGCGCUCGCAAGGGAAUCAAAGACUCUGCCACUUCGUCGAAUAUGCCUAGGGAAAUUUGCAACUGCGUCGACUAUCUUUGGAAUCACCUGAGCUCUGCACCUGACAUGUUGUGGCAGGCAGGUGACGAGGCCAUUGAAUCUCAGAUUCAGGAAUGGAUGGAUAAUGGACAAGAUUUCGACACUCACGUUCUGGACACUGCAAACGAUUUGCAACAGAAUGUAGGUGUGUACUCUGUAGCCAGGCAAUUCCUGUUGCUGCUGAAAUAUAUCAGCGGAGGAAUCAUCCCGGUCGAAUACCACUACCUGAUUUUGCGUGGAGCGGGCGGAGUUAACGCUCUCCUGGAAAGUCUCUCUGGUAUUAAUGUCAAUGCUCUUCUCUACAUCGUUGGCCGUCUCGCACGAGCCAUCGAAGCAGGCAUCAACGAACGCAGGCUCCUUGAUAUUUUCGAGCCCCUUAUUAUCGCCAUUCCCCGUGGUAAAGAUAGCAGCAGGUCUAAAGCCCUACGUCGCGAUUUUCUCAAAAAACUUCUGGACCCUUCUACACCCUAG
This is a messenger RNA of Sugiyamaella lignohabitans, 558 nucleotides long. RefSeq lists its product as uncharacterized. The transcript has a single exon. Lineage: Eukaryota; Fungi; Ascomycota; Dipodascomycetes; Dipodascales; Trichomonascaceae. The coding region runs from base 1 to 558 and encodes 185 amino acids. The record is from RefSeq and is a predicted model, not a curated record.